This is a messenger RNA of Amphimedon queenslandica, 1071 nucleotides long. Its product is annotated as multiple myeloma tumor-associated protein 2 homolog. The record is from RefSeq and is a predicted model, not a curated record. Bases 77 to 955 code for a protein of 292 amino acids. NCBI's taxonomy places the organism in Eukaryota, Metazoa, Porifera, Demospongiae, Haplosclerida, Niphatidae. The transcript is spliced from 8 exons.
UGGGUGUGGUCAUUGUAUUUAGUACAUUAAGUAGUGAAUUUUUACCUCGGUUUUCAUCCAGUUUUAUUUAAAUACUAUGAGUCUGUACGAGCCUACAAGAGGCGGUAACAGAGGAGGAAAGGAUCAGUUCGCUUGGGAAGAUGUAAAAUCCGACAAAUACAGAGAGAAUUACCUGGCUCAUUCCUUGAUGGCUCCAGUUGGUAGAUGGCAGAAAGGGAGGGAUCUAACGUGGUAUACCAAAGAGUCAAAAGUAUCAGGAAGAAAGGAAGCUUUGAAAAACGAGGUUGCAGCUGUUAAAAGAGCUGAAGAAGAAGCUAUGGCACUCGCACUCGGUCAAAAGCUACCAGCUGUUAAAUCAGUUGCUCCUGGUACCAGCAACUUAUCAAAAAGAGAACUGAUUGAUGUCUGUAGGAGAAGAUCCUCCGAAGGUGCUACAGACACAACUACAGGACGCGAGAUUAUUGAAGGAAUUGGAUACAAGAGUCAAAAGAGACAGCUAUUGAGUACUUCAAAUCCAUCAGAAGAAGGCGUGACCAGUUUUGAAAGGGAAGGUGACAAAGAUUCAGAGAGACUCGUGUUGCAGAGAAAAGGAGAAAGGGAGAGGUUGUCAUCCUCUGAAUUUGGUCCAACUCUACCCCCAGGAGCCACUACUGGUCAAGCAACAUCUACCACUGAUAACGAUGGAAUGACUAAAAAAGAAAAGCAUAAACAGAGUAGAAAGAAGAAAAAGAAAUCAGACAAAAAAUCAAAAAAGGAAUCAAAAUCAAGAGACCACCGUAAACGAAAGAGAAAAGAGGCCACACCCACUAGCAGCGACUCAUCAGAUGAUGAUGAUGAUGACACUUACCUUAUAAGGAAGAAAGGAAAACACCGUCGUCAUGACGAUUAUGAAACAAAAAGAACUAGUAAAAAGCGAAGCAGCAAGAGGAGCAGACAUGACAGUAGCAGUGAUUAAAAUUUUAACAAAUUUUUUUGUCAGAGAUUUUUGUGAUUUAAGAAUCCACCAAAAAUUUUAUUCAUCAUUAAUUAUUAUCAUUAUUAUUCAAUCUACAGGCAUAGACAGAGUAGAAA